Molecule: messenger RNA, 954 nt
Organism: Klebsormidium nitens
Lineage: Eukaryota; Viridiplantae; Streptophyta; Klebsormidiophyceae; Klebsormidiales; Klebsormidiaceae
Source: the annotation of a GenBank genome assembly
AUGGACAGCACUCCUAUUCACGCCGGCCACAAGGAGAGCCCGCUCCUUCAUGUCAGCGAAUUCGACAAGAUAGUCACCCUCCUCGAAGGCGCGAGGGCGGAAGACUUCCGCUCUGAGUGCUAUGAGCUCGUGGCCGACUUCCUUAAGAUCGAGGGGCCAAAGGUCGUGGAUGAACUCAGGCAGUUGAUAAUCCGCGGGAAGGGCCUUGGAGAGGGCAUAAAGAUCAGGAAGACGAGUGAGACCCCGCCGAGAGUGAGCGUCCUCGACGUCAUCCAAAGCGUUACUGAGGUUAUCAACCCUCGUCAAACUUGGGAGAACAUAAAAUCCCAAAAUCCGGAAGUUGUAUCCGUGGUAUACAACCUCCAAUUUGAGGGAAGUGGCCAGCGCCCCACCCCGGUCACAUGUGCAAGAGGCCUGGUGGCCAUCGUCAACCUGCUACCGGGUAAAAGGGCCGCUCAAUUCCGCCUCAAGUGCGCCAACGUCGUCGUGCGUUACCUCGGUGGGGACGAGACUCUCGUGGGAGAGAUCAGGCGCAACAGGGAGGCGCAGAGCCAGCUGCCGAAAGAGCACCCCGCCCGCGUCUUCGGCGAGACCGUGGAGGCCGAGGGCAAGCAGAAGGACCCCGAGGAGCUCGACCUUAUGAAGAAGAUCAAGCGGCAGAAGCUGGAGAACGAGCUGGCAGCCGAGAUGCGCAAGUCGGACGAGCGGGCAAGCGAGCUGGCAGCCGGGAAGCGCAAGCUGGAGAGUGAGAUGAAGGAGAUGGACCUCCGCCUCCGAGCGACCAAGUUCGAGUUAGAGGCCAACACGUUCCGCAACCUGUCCCAGGACGCGCCUCCCGCCACCAAGCAGAUUCUGAAAGGGGGUACGGCGGACCUGGCACAGGCUGCGUGUGUUCUCUUUUCACGGACAAAGACGUUAAAUGCUCUCAAUCAGAAUCGCCUCGCUUUUUUAUAG